Stomoxys calcitrans (stable fly) is the source of this 527-nucleotide messenger RNA. RefSeq names its product cytochrome c oxidase assembly protein COX16 homolog, mitochondrial (gene l(3)neo43). Bases 43 to 333 code for a protein of 96 amino acids. Gene Ontology annotation, biological process: mitochondrial respiratory chain complex IV assembly. The record is from RefSeq and is a predicted model, not a curated record. Gene Ontology annotation, cellular component: mitochondrial inner membrane. The transcript has 2 exons. NCBI's taxonomy places the organism in Eukaryota, Metazoa, Arthropoda, Insecta, Diptera, Muscidae.
GUUUUAAUAUUUACAAAUAUAUGAAUUAAAGUCAUUUAUUUAAUGGCGUUGCUGCAAAAGUUGAGUUCGUUAAAACGAAACAAGUCAUUCAAAUAUGGAGUUCCAUUCCUCGUGUUAAUGGUCGGAGGCUCAUUUGGUCUUCAAGAAUUUACAAAACUGAGGUAUCAAUUCUCAAAACAAAAAACUAUAACACCAGAUGAGAUGGAACACCAUGGAGUCAAAAUGAAGAAACCUGACGAAGUUACGAUAGAAAAGGUAUAUGAGAAAGUGAAGGCUUUAAACAUUGAUAAUUGGGAAAAUAAAAGAGGUCCCAGGCCUUGGGAGGAAACUUAACAUUUGAAACCUACGAGGCUAUUAUAUAAAUAGAACCACACUGUUUUAAGAUAAAAAAUAAAGAUUUCAUGUAAAAAUCAAUAGCUUAAAAAAUAAGUUAUUUAAUAUAAAUUAUUUUGAGGAUCGAUGAAUGUGUAUGUAUGUAGUACAUAAUAGAUCCAGAAAUUAAUAAAACGUAUGCUAUGCUGAAGUUA